UUUAUUUUAAUAGUUUGUUUUUAUUUUUAAUGGCGAUGGUUUGUUAGCUGAAAUCUUGGUUUCGGAAUCUCGCUUUCCAUUUUAUUUGUUUUCAAAUAAUAAAAAAUUAUAUUAAAAAAAUUAAAAUGCCCGGUUUUGAAAAGUUAUCUAAAGGACGAGAUGGCAACGUGGAUAAUUUCAAUCCCAAAGAAAAAACUGAAGAUAACUUAUGGGUCAGCAUAUUAGGCGAGGUCCUAGCCAGUUCUCAAAACAAACUCCCCACUUCAAAGCAGCUCUUAGUUUUAGGAGAUAACGAAUCAGGCAAGACAACGUUGAUAGCCAAAGGUCAGGGGACUGAGGCAAAGAAAGGGACUGCUCUGGAGUAUUUGUACAUCAAUGUCAAGGACGAAUAUGGAGAAGAUCAAACGAGAUUGGGUGCCUGGAUUUUAGAUGGAGAUUUGCACCAUCGAGGGCUGCUCAAAUUCGCCUUGACUGAACAGUCUUUCGAACACUGUACUGUCUUGUUGGUGGCCUCCUUGGAGAAACCCUGGGACAUAAUGGACGUCCUUCAGAGGUGGGGGGAGGUUCUAACCACCCACGUCCAGCGAUUAAAACUGGAUCCAAAUUAUAGAAAAGAGAGACAAGAUGCUUUAUACAGGCACUUCCAAGAGUACCAAGAGCCAGAAGAGGGCCAGCCUGCCCCCAGCCAAUCGAGGCGGGGCCAAUCAGUUAGCGACAUUUCAGACGUCAUCCUUCUCCCACUGGGUGAUAAUAUCCUAACGGAAAAUUUGGGCUUACCGAUUGUUGUCGUCUUAACUAAGAGUGACGCCAUGACAGAGUUGGAGAAGAAUAAUGAUUAUCAGCUGGAACAUUGGGACUUUAUACAGCAGCAUGUCAGAAAAUUCUGUCUCAAAUUUGGGGCCUCUUUAUUUUACACAUCGUCGAAGGAGAAUAAGAAUAUAUCACUGCUGUUUAAAUAUCUCAACCACCUAAUAUACAACUUCCCUUUCAACGAGCCUGCGUGUGUCGUCGAGAAGGACUCUGUCUUCAUUCCAGCUGGCUGGGAUAGUGAGAAGAAAGUUUCCAUCCUGUAUGAAGGUCUCACAAGUAUGAAGCAUACUGAUAAGUUUAAUGACAUCAUCAGAGCCCCACUCAUAAGAAAUCAAGUUCAGAGGGAGGUGGAAGUGAUGGCGGAUGAGGAGCAGUUGUUCCUGAUGAAACUGCAGACACAACUGACCAAACAACCUGUCGAUAGUUCGGCUCAGAGGGCCUCACCAGGGCGCACCACACCCACAACUGCAAAUGUUCUGCCCACAAAAGUAUCCCCCUCUAGAGGCACCCCCACUAAUCUCGCAUCACCUGUCACCUCGCAAGCUAAAAAGCCAGAGGCAAGAGUGAGCUCUGCCACAAGUGAUACAGGAGUGCUUGCGAAUUUUUUCAACAGUCUGCUCAGUAAGAAGACAGCUGAUGGAAAGUCUGGGACUGACAGGCAAGUUUCCGUUGACGCCAACCAAUCAGCCGAAUCGACCAAUUAGAACAUUGAUGAUGAUGAUGAUGAUGAUGAUAGUGAUGAUGAUAAUAAUGAUGAUGAACAUGACUUUGUUAUUAGUAAUUUAAUAAAGAAAUAUGUUUUAAUUGAAUGAAACGUUUUAAUGUCAAUGUAUAUACAUAUAUAUAUAUAUAUAUAUAUAUAUAUAUAUAUAUAUAUAUAAUGUUUUAUAUAGCUUCAUACAUCUUGGUUUCUGGGUUAUGUACAAUUAUAAAAUACAAUUGAUACAAAAAUACAAUACCUAAAUACAAUAGAUACAAUGAAUACAAUAUCUGAAUACAAUGAAUACAAUAUACAAUACCUAUAAGAACAAUAAGUUUCUCAAUUCCUUUUUGUAUUAAUUUGUUUGUUCAUUAAUUCUUUCAUCUAUUUUUUCCAUGAUAUAUCAUUUUAUCAUCAUUAUGAUGAAUGUUAGUGAUGAUGAUAAUGUUGAUGAUGAUGAUGAUGGUGGUGGUAAUCAUCAUCAUCAUCAUCAUCAUUUUACGUGUUCCCAAUUUCGAAAUCUCUAACUUUUAUAACAAUUAUCAUCUUUUUUUUAUUAUUAUUAAUAUUAUCAAUUGUCUAUUUUAUUGUUAUUCUUAUUAUUGUUAAUAAUUAUUAUUAUCAUAAUUAUUUUUAUUAUUUAAACUUCUCCACGACUAGUCUAGCUAAAUUAACGUGUUUUCUAAGGUUAGGGUUUUAUGAAUAUUGCUUAUGUGUGUGCGUGUGUAUGCCUGUGUGUGUGUAUGUGUUGUAUGUAUAUGCAUUAAUAUUAUUAUUAAUCUUUUCAUUACAAUAUAAAUAAUUUUCUAUGCAUUUAUUGGUUUUUGAUACAUUUUAUCCAUCAGUUUUAAUCUUAAAAUGAAUAAUUUCAAUCAUAAAUUUUAAUUUGCCAAUUAAUUUUAACUAAUCGAUUAAUUUUUAAUUGAUUGAUUUUUGUAUUAUCCAAUUAAUUUAUAAUGCUCUGAUUGCUUGGUUAGUUUGUGCUGGGAGAAUCAUUGCAUCAAAUUAAUUUUAACCUUAAUCACCAAUUUUAUUCUAUUUUCUUUUUUUGGAUUUGGUUAUUUUUUUGGUUUAAGAUCUAAAAUUGUUCAAUUUAAUAGACACACGCACGCACACACCACACACACACAACACACUCAUACAUACAUACAUAACACACACAUUAUAAAAUAUAUGUAUGUGUAUUUCAAAUUUCAUAAAUCAUAUUUGUAUAAAUGUCUUACUUAU
This is a messenger RNA of Helobdella robusta, 2737 nucleotides long. RefSeq lists its product as hypothetical. Gene Ontology annotation, biological process: microtubule cytoskeleton organization; microtubule-based movement. Gene Ontology annotation, cellular component: centrosome; cytoplasmic dynein complex. Lineage: Eukaryota; Metazoa; Annelida; Clitellata; Rhynchobdellida; Glossiphoniidae. Gene Ontology annotation, molecular function: dynein heavy chain binding. The coding region runs from base 126 to 1514 and encodes 462 amino acids. The record is from RefSeq and is a predicted model, not a curated record. The transcript has 14 exons.